AUGCAGCCUUCGUCUAAAUACCCGAGCGAUGUUGAACACCAGUCUGUUCCAAAAAGUGUCAAUCCAAGGCUCGCCGUCGACAGCAAUGAGAUAGACAGCAGCUCAGUCGACCACUCGGCCUACGAGGUCUUUUGGUCAAAGGACGAUCCUGAGAAUCCAAAGAAUUGGUCUGCGUUGCAGAAAUGCGUAACUAUCUUCACCAUGGGUUAUAGUGCCACAGUUGUUAGCCUAUUCAGCACAUCAUACACGGUCGGCAUCGCAGGAUUACAAGAGGAAUUCCACAUCUCCAAAAUAUUGGGCCUCCUCGGGGUGACUACCUAUCUAGUCGGCAUGGCGGUAGGAAGCGUUGUCCUUGCUCCGCUGAGUGAGAUGUACGGGCGCCGGCCGAUAUAUCUUGUUUCUGUCAGUUUGUUCACCAUUUUCGUGUUGCCAUCUGCAUUGGCAAAAAACAUUGAGACAAUCCUGAUCACACGUUUCUUUACCGCUUUCUUCGGCAGCGCUAUGAUGUCAAAUUCUCCUGGCACGGUGAAUGAUAUUAUCUCUGAGCGACACCGAGCAUUGGCUUUCGGCUUUUGGUCACUUGGCCCUACGAAUGGACCCGUUAUUGGACCGAUUAUUGGAGGUUUCAUUUUCGAGAAUCUCGGUUGGAGAUGGCUUAAUUGGUUCAUCAUGAUUCUCGGUGGUGUUGCGUUUUUACUGGUCUUAACUAUCAAGGAGACCUAUGCUCCAGUUAUUCUACGUAAACGGAUGAUCAGGAAGAGAAAGGAGACAGGAAAUCUCAAGUGGUGGAGUCGUUACGAUAGUCAAGUGGAAUUCGGAAGUCACCUCCGGACCAAUAUAACUAGGCCGUUGACUAUGAUGGUAAUGGAGCCUAUCUGUGCGUUUUGGAAUUUUUAUACCGCAUUAGUCUAUGGUGUCCUAUAUCUGUGCUUUGUUGCCUACCCACUUGCCUACCAGAAGUACCGUGGCUGGUCUCCUGGUAUUGGAGGUCUCGCUUAUCUUGGCAUAGGAUUUGGAUCCGUUAUUACCAUUGCUUUGGAACCGAUUCUGCGGAAGAUCAUUUCGUCUCACAAGAAGGACACGAGUGGAAAUGUGCCCCCUGAAGCAAUGGUGAGCAUCAUCUGUACAUCGGCUGUUCUGCUAGCGGUAGGGCAAAUUUGGUUUGCCUGGACAUCCACGCCAAAUGUGCAUUGGAUUGUACCAAUUCUGGCUGGUGUUCCGUUUGGGGCUGGAAAUGCAGGUGUCUUCAUAUACAUAAACAACUACAUUGUACAUUCCUAUAAUAAUUACGCGGCAUCGGCUCUGGCAGGGAAUGUAGUACUGCGCAGCAUCUUCGGAGCGGUUCUACCUCUUGCUGGGCCUUCUAUGUAUGCUAGUUUGGGGUUGAAUUGGGCAGGUUUUCUCCUCGGCAUGUUUGAAGCGGUCUGUAUUGCUAUUCCGGUUGUGUUUUACCUUUAUGGGCAUCACAUCCGUGAACGUAGUGUCAUGAUCCGACAAAUGCAGAUUGAAAAAUCAUUAUGA
This is a messenger RNA of Sclerotinia sclerotiorum 1980 UF-70, 1521 nucleotides long. RefSeq lists its product as hypothetical. Gene Ontology annotation, biological process: transmembrane transport. NCBI's taxonomy places the organism in Eukaryota, Fungi, Ascomycota, Leotiomycetes, Helotiales, Sclerotiniaceae. The record is from RefSeq and is a predicted model, not a curated record. Gene Ontology annotation, molecular function: transmembrane transporter activity. The transcript is spliced from 2 exons. Bases 1 to 1521 code for a protein of 506 amino acids. Gene Ontology annotation, cellular component: membrane.